AGACGGGAGCUAUUCGAAAGGGUCUGACAGUAUGAGAUAAUUCUGAAUAAACAUGGAAUCGAAUUCGAGCCCGUCAUGAGCAAUAAGGAUGAGCCCGCCUCUUCAGACACAGAGCCCGACGUUGCCGGCGUAACAGUGUCCGAGGGGAAGGAACUACGCCAGUGUGUCUGCCAAAAGCGCGAUAAUGGCGACCACCAUGUCCUGAAUUUGAUUCUUAACCAGAGUGAGGGGUUCCCUUUUAUGGUAGGCUCCUCGGAAUCGACCAUCACACAUCUGCAUCCACCGGGAGUUCGAAUUUUCCAGCUUUGGCAGGUCUAUAUCAACAACGUCAACCCCCUUUUAAAAAUCACUCAUAUUCCGACUUUGCAACCAAAGAUUGUUGAUGCAAGUGUCGAUUCUGCGCAGGCUAGUAGGCCGCUGGAAGCUCUCAUGUUCUGUAUUUACCUCGUAGCUGUGAAAUCCAUGACAGAUGACGAGGUCACAACCACCCUGGGGGAACCGAAGGCGCUCUCGGUGGCUCGCUUCAACGAAGCCUGUCAACAUGGGCUAUUAAACGCCGGGCUAAUAAAAUCAAACAAUAUCAUGGUGUUGCAGGCUUUUGUGCUCUACCUUCUCAGCGAGGGUCGAGAAGUAGAUACGCGGACUUUGUCCUGUUGGAUAGGCAUCGCCGUACGCAUGGCUAUUCAUCUUCGUCUUCAUCGAGACGGGUACCGGCUUGGUCUGUCGCCAUUCGAAACCGAGCAGCGGAGACGACUCUGGUGGCAGCUGGUCGCUUUAGACAAGAGGAUUGCGUUCAGCCCCCAACUCCUUACAGAACUACACAGUAGACUGCACUAAAACC
Aspergillus melleus is the source of this 841-nucleotide messenger RNA. RefSeq names its product fungal specific transcription factor domain-containing protein. The transcript is spliced from 2 exons. Gene Ontology annotation, biological process: DNA-templated transcription. Gene Ontology annotation, molecular function: DNA binding; zinc ion binding. NCBI's taxonomy places the organism in Eukaryota, Fungi, Ascomycota, Eurotiomycetes, Eurotiales, Aspergillaceae. Bases 76 to 837 code for a protein of 253 amino acids. The record is from RefSeq and is a predicted model, not a curated record.